Messenger RNA from Drosophila serrata, 2014 nucleotides. RefSeq names its product arylsulfatase B. NCBI's taxonomy places the organism in Eukaryota, Metazoa, Arthropoda, Insecta, Diptera, Drosophilidae. The record is from RefSeq and is a predicted model, not a curated record. Gene Ontology annotation, molecular function: sulfuric ester hydrolase activity.
UCCCUAAAUAUUAUCAGCAAGCGAACAUAAAUCAUUCCUAAAAAUAUAGCGCCUCUGAGUUUUAAUUAAAAUAACAAUAAAUUUGCGAAAUACAAUUAGGGACACUUACCGCGCGUGACAAGAAAUCAAGUUUUUAAUUUUUUAAUUUUGUUUACAUUUGUCUGCUGUUGAUCGGAUUGUUUAGCCCUCUAAUUGAGUAAAAUAAACAAAAGGAAAGUUCAAGCGUGUUCACUGGAGAAGAAUGCUGCUCUCGGGUUUUUUGUUUUUAAUUCUCACCAAUAUAGUUAAUGGUGAGGAGGUUGCGCGAAUGACAGCUGCCACAAAGCCCAACAUUAUAUUUAUUUUGGCCGAUGAUCUGGGCUUUAACGAUGUGGGUUUCCAUGGCUCGGCGCAGAUUCCCACACCCAACAUUGAUGCCCUGGCCUACUCGGGUAUUAUUCUGAAUCGAUACUAUGUGAAUCCCAUUUGCACGCCCUCGAGAUCGGCUUUGAUGACGGGGAAAUAUCCCAUACACACUGGAAUGCAACACACGGUACUCUAUGCCGCUGAACCGCGAGGGUUACCUCUAAAGGAGAAGAUACUGCCGCAGUAUUUGAAUGAUCUAGGGUACGCCUCUCAUAUAGCCGGCAAAUGGCAUCUGGGACACUGGAAACUGGAGUACACACCCCUUUACAGGGGUUUCCGCAGCCAUGUGGGCUUCUGGUCAGGCCACCACGACUACAACGAUCACACGGCUUUCGAGCACAACCUCUGGGGCCUGGACAUGCGGAAUGGAGUGGAUGUGGCCUUCGAUUUGCAUGGAAAGUACACUACGGACGUGAUAACCGAACAGUCGGUCAAAGUGAUUGCCAGCCACAAUGCGACCGAAGGACCUCUAUUUCUGUACGUGGCCCAUGCCGCCUGCCAUUCGAGUAAUCCCUACAAUCCGUUACCAGUUCCUGAUGACGAUGUCAUGAAGAUGGGUCAUAUUCCGCACUAUAAACGCCGAAAAUACGCAGCUAUGGUGUCGAAAAUGGACGAAUCUGUGGGUAUGAUUGUGGAUCAGUUACGCAAGUCAAAUAUGCUGGAAAACUCCAUCAUUAUUUUCUCCUCGGACAACGGAGGUCCUGCCCAAGGCUUCAACCUGAACUUCGCCUCCAAUUAUCCACUGAAGGGUGUAAAGAACACCCUCUGGGAGGGAGGAGUCCGUGCAGCUGGUCUGAUUUGGUCGCCCCUCCUCAAGAAGCGCGAACGAGUCGCCGAUCAGACGAUGCACAUCACCGACUGGCUGCCCACGCUUCUGGAGGCAGCUGGUGGGCCUUCCGCUCUGGCCAAUCUCAGCCAGGAACUAGAUGGCCAAAGCAUUUGGCAGGCACUAACCCAUGAUGAGGCAUCUCCGCGUCGAACUGUGCUCCACAACAUAGACGACAUCUGGGGCAGUGCUGCUGUGACCGUGGGCGACUGGAAAGUGGUCAAGGGAACCAAUUACAAAGGCGGAUGGGAUGGAUGGUAUGGACCGUCUGGCGAACGGAGUCCUCAUGCCUACGACUGGCACCUGGUGCCCAAAAGCCCAUCAGGCAAGGCUUUAGUGGCCCUGAAGAUGCUACCAAGUCAAGCCGAUCAGCAGAGGCUACGAGAAGCGGCCACCGUGACUUGCCAGGGUCAAUCCUCCCAAGGAAGCAGCUGCAAGGCCACCGCAUUCUCAGCUCCCUGUUUGUUCCACAUACGGGACGAUCCCUGCGAGCAAUUUAACCUGGCGGAACAAUACCCCAAAGUCCUCAGUGAUCUGAUGGCCGAAUUGGAUCGCUUUAACUCCACAGUGGUGCCUCCUUCGAAUAAGCCUGGGGAUCCCCGAGCUGAUCCAAGAUUCUGGAACUUUACGUGGACGAACUUCGGAGAUUACUUCAAUUAUAAUGAAGAUCCCAUUUCUGGGGAUCUAAGCUUGUUUUUAAAAAAAUAACCAGAAAAGACUGCCUAGAAUAAAGAGAUUUAUUUUUAGUUUGACUAAAUUUAUGUGAAAUUAUUUCUGUUAUUC